Molecule: messenger RNA, 4370 nt
Organism: Microtus ochrogaster (prairie vole)
Lineage: Eukaryota; Metazoa; Chordata; Mammalia; Rodentia; Cricetidae
Gene: Acbd4
Product: acyl-CoA binding domain containing 4
Biological process (GO): fatty acid metabolic process
Cellular component (GO): cytoplasm
Molecular function (GO): fatty-acyl-CoA binding
Source: RefSeq, a predicted model, not a curated record
CACCAGGGGGCGCGCGGACGCCGCGACCAUUCAGUGUGUCCACCGGGAGGCGCUGCAGCCCGCUUCUGGCUGUCGGGCUGUGCGGAGUGCGACCCAGAACUCAGCCCCGCCUGAAUGGGAGAGGCAGAGUGAAACUAUUUGCAUACUCUUGAAAGAGCCUUUCUGACUGGGUAGGAUAUAAAAGCCGAAUGUGAAACGGUGCCUCUCAUUGGCUUUAAUUUUCUUCUCGCUUUGCAUCCCGCCCUAUUCCUGCCCCCCUAAAACCCAGAGGUCAAUCCGAAACCACUGGUUAGUGGUGAGAAGAGGACCCCGGUGUCCCGGCAGUGGGCGCCUAAGGUUGAGUGAGGUGCCGGGGCGCGGGAAGCCAGGGUGACUGUUUGUGCCCACCCCCGUCCCGACUCCUCCUCGCUCGCUGAUUCGCCCGUUCAGGAAUUGGAAAUGGGCAACCUCGAGAGGUGCAUCUGGGGACGUACACGGCUCUGAGACCCUUGCCACCUGCCUCUCCUUCCACUCAUGGCCACACUGGUGAUCCUCGCCACUCUGGCCCCAUUGACGCUGCCUUGAGAGUUGCUCCAAAGUAGGGCUCCCGAGCUUGGAGCAGCAUGGGCACUGAGGAGGAAGAGCCCGACUGCCAGAAACAGUUCCAGGCAGCCGUCAGCGUCAUUCAGAGCCUGCCUAAGAAUGGCUCUUACCGCCCCUCCUAUGAAGAGAUGCUGCGAUUCUACAGCUACUACAAGCAGGCUACCAUGGGGCCCUGCCUGGUCCCCCGGCCUGGGUUCUGGGAUCCCAUUGGACGUUAUAAGUGGGAUGCCUGGAACAGCCUGGGCAAGAUGAGCAGGGGGGAAGCCAUGUCUGCCUACAUCUCUGAGAUGAAGCUGGUGGCACAGAAGGUGAUUGACACAGUGCCCCUGGGCGAAGUGGCGGAAGAUAUGUUUGGUUAUUUUGAGCCCCUGUACCAGGUGAUCCCUGACACGCCGAGGCCCCCAGACACCUUCCUAAGAAGGGUCACAGGUUGGAAAGAGCCAGCGCUGCACAGAGACGAUCAGACUGCUCCAGAGCCUUCUUGCCUCCCCAAGGAGCCAGUACCUCCAAGUCCAGAGCCCCAGCCACCCAGGGACUUGGACCUGGAGGUUUUCUGUGAUUCUCUGGAGCAGCUGGAGCCAGAGUUGGUGAGACCGUCCCUCUUCUCCCCUGUUCCUCCCGGGUCAGAGCUGCCCCACCUCCACCCUGAGACCUGCGACUCAGCUCAGCAGGUCUGCACGGAGCAGAGGGGAGCAGCUGGCCGAGAGCUGGACACCGGAGACAACCCUGAGUCCCCCAGUGAAAAAGAGGGGUUGGAAGGUAGCCUGAUGGGGCCCCAGGAACUGGACAAAUGGCUGGUGGGGACGGUCCGGGCCAUGCAGGAAAGCAUGAGGAAUGUCCAGAGGAGAUUACAGAGCCUGGAGAGCAAGUCCCAGCCACAGGAGCAGGGUUGGCUUUUGUCUGUUUGUGGUGAGAUCUUGCUGUGUAGCCCAACGGUUUAGAAUUUACCUUCCUCCAGCCUCAGCCUCUCAAAUGCUGAGGUUACAGCCUUCACCACCGCCUGACUUGAUUUCCCUUUUGCAGAAUAGGAAAUAGAGGCCUGAGAACUUAGCUUGCCUGGGGGCACACAACAUGGAAACCCUUGAACUGCUUUUGCUGUACCCAGAACCUACCUGUCUCCUCCCGUGGGCUCCGGUUAACAGCAUUGAUGAAGCCCAGGGUAGCCCCCAGUCUCUUGUUACCUAUCCUAGUGAGAAUGUGGUUAAAGGGUCUUUAAACCGGGAGUAGGCUUCGUUGCUCUAUUUGAAGAUCUCUGGUGUGACCCCUAACCUACUGAGUAUGGUGGAUCUGAGCCUUGGUGACAAGGAUUUCAACACUGCUUCCCCUCCCCCACAGCAUUCUUUAUUCCCAUGCCACCUUUUACCCACUUGAAAUGUGAAGGACCCCCCGCCCAGCCCUCCCCUGUACUAAGCAAGGACUCUAGCAUUGAGCCAAUCGUCAGCUUGUCUUUUAUUUGACACAAGGUCUUACCAAGUUGCCCAUUAGCAAUUAGAAUGUUUCAUAGAUUAUACAGUUGCUGGGGUCGAGCUGGAGAUACAGCACAACAAUGGGGCAUUUCCCUAGAAGCCCUGGGGCACUGGGCUCACUCUAGCGCCACCAAAAGUGGGAAAGAAGUUUAAACCUAGCAUUUGCUAAGUAACUGGAAAUCACAGACCUGUGACAUGAGACCUAGUUAAAAUGGGGGGGGGGGGAUGAUGUACGUGGGUGUGUGUGUGUGUGUGUGUGUGUGUGUGUGUAGGUCACAGGACAACUGCAUCUCUCCUACUGUGAGUCCUGGAGAUUAAAUUAGGAUCUUCAGUCUUGGCCACAAACACCUUUCUUGCUAACCAUCUAUCUCAUUGAUCCUCAGCACUUGUUGUUGUUGUUUUAGAAAUUUAUUUAUUAUGUAUACAGUGUUCUGCCUGCAUAUACUCCUGCAGGCCAGAAGAGGGACACCAGAUCUCAUUAUAGAUGGUUGUGAGCCACCAUAUGGUUACUGGGAAUUGAACUCAGGACCUCUGGAACAGCAGUUCUUAACAGAUGAGCCAUCUCCCAGCCCCUUUUGUUUUGUUUUUUUGAGUCAGGGUUUCUCCGUGUUAACAGCCCUGCCUGUCCUAGAACUCACACUGUAGAACAGGUUGACCUUGAACUGAAAAGAUCAACCUGCCUCUGCCUCCCAAGUGCCAGGAUCCUUAGCAUUUUAAAAUCAACCAUUACAGCAUACCUACAAUCCUGACAUCCUGGAGGCAGAGUCAGGAGGAUCCGUGAAGCUUGAGACUUGCCUAAGCUUUGAGUUCCACACCAGCCAAAAAGAAAAAAAAAGUAUAUUGUAAGCUUCAUAAAGUUCCACUCUGAAUUCUGAAUAUAUUUUAUUACAAUUCUGUAAUAUCACCAGAUACCCAGUUCAAGUUCAGAUUUUCCGAGUUGUUUCAGCCGCUGUUGACCAGUCCAGGGUCACACUGUCCCUAGUUCAGCACCAUUAUUUCUGUCGUUGCCUCUGCUGGAAGCAGGUGUCAAACACAGGACAUUUAGCUCAGCAUCUGAGCUACACCCUUCAGCCUAAACUAGUCCUGGCACAGGGGCAUGCAGACUGUCCCACUUCUGGGGCCUGAUCAUGCCUGAUUUUCUUGUACACUGUAUCUUCUGUGAAAUGAGUUAAGAUCCAAAGAUUGGUUUUGUAUCUAGUUAAACAUUCUGGCCAGAGACUAUGUGAGGUAGUUUACACUUGGUUUUGGUUGUAGUGUUUUGGUUUUUACUUAGAUGUAUGUGCAUGAGUGUUUGCCUGCAUGUAUGUAUAUGUACCACAUGUGUGCCUGGUAUCCUCAGAAGUCAGGAGAGGGUGUUGAAUCCUCUGAAAGUAGAAUCAGAGACAGUUGUGAGCUGCCAUGUAAAUGCUGGGUUCUCUGCAAGACCAGCAAACGCUCUUACCUACUGAGUCCUCUGUCUAGCCCUUGAGUUUUUUUUGUGUGUGAUUUGUUUGUUUUGUUUGAGAUAGGGGCUCACUGUGUAGCUCUGGCUGGCCUGGAACUCACUAUGUAGACCAGGCUGGUCUUGAACUCACGGUGAUUUGCCUGCCUGUCUCCUCCCCUCUGCCACCCAGUGUAGUUUACACUUGUAAUCCUAGCACUUGGGAGGCUGAGACAGGAGGGUUGCUGUGAGUUCCAGGCCAACCUGAGCUAUAAAGUUAAGACCCUGUCUCAAUAAAUUAAAAACAGAAAUCAGGGGCUGGAAAGAUGGAUCAACUGUUAAGAGUGCUUCCUCUUCAUCCGGAGGCCCAAGUUCACUUCCUUGUACCCAUGUCAGAGAGUUCAGAAAUGGCUGGAACUUCAGCUCCAGGGAAUCAGACCUUGAUGGGCACCUCCCACACCCAUGGGGCAAACACACACACACACACACACACAAAUAAAAUAAAGUCAUCAUUGUUUUACAAACAAACAACAAACCAUAUCAGAGUGAUGUUCCUCACAUCAGGGGACACUCAGGGACAGGUAGUACCUGGCCCUCUACCACUAGGGAGUCUAGCCUGUACUGCUGGCCUGGGGACAGUCUGGCCCCAACUCCAUGAUGUCAAGUUUUCCUCUUGAAGCCACGGAAUGUCCAGCUCAUCAACCAUUUUGCCAUACUGUGUUUGACAACUGAUGAUCUUUGCCUUGACAGCAAUUUAUUUAGUGCUUGCAAAAAUUUGUUGAUUUUCAAUUCUCUUAUUCCUCCAACAGGUGAGCGUUUUGUUUUCUGUAGGGUUUUCCUGAAACAAAACUGCCCACAGGGUUUCAUUUUCUUCUUUCUUGACUUUGUUCUUCCUCCUUCUC